Leptonychotes weddellii (Weddell seal) is the source of this 1836-nucleotide messenger RNA. Lineage: Eukaryota; Metazoa; Chordata; Mammalia; Carnivora; Phocidae. The record is from RefSeq and is a predicted model, not a curated record.
AUGGGCAUUUCCUGGACUGCAGAAUUUGGGGUGUCAUUCUUGACUGGUCCCUCUGACUCAGUACAUCAGUCUCAAACUCUAUCAGUUAUUCCCCAUGAACAGGUGAAAAACUGCUCUUCUCACAAGCCUUCUCUCUGUGUCACAGGAGCAUACACGUUCGUUCCGUGGCUGCUGAGCUUUAAAAGAGGAAGGGCCCUGGAGGAGAAGGAAAAUAAAAUACUGGUGAAAGAAACCGGUUACUUCUUUAUAUACGGUCAGGUUUUAUACACCGAUAACACCUUUGCCAUGGGACAUCUAAUACAGAGGAAAAAAGUCCACGUCUUUGGGGACGAAUUGAGUCUGGUGACUUUGUUCCGAUGUAUUCAAAAUAUGCCUGAAACACUACCCAAUAAUUCCUGUUAUUCAGCUGGCAUCGCAAAGCUGGAAGAAGGAGAUGAGAUCCAGCUUGCAAUACCACGUGAGGAUGCUAAAAUAUCACGAGAUGGGGACGGCACGUUUUUUGGUGCAUUGAAGCUUCUGUGACCUACUUACACCUUGUUUGUGGCUGUGUUCCUUCCUUUCUCUGUACCUCUAAGGAGAAGAUACUUAACUGGAAAUACCAAAAGGAAGAAAAACAGUAGUUACCAUAGCCUUUUCUGGGAGCUACUUGUUUUGAUUUGCUGAUACUAGACCAAAACAGGAAAUUUAACAGACAACCACAGCCAAAGGGUGUCAUGUGAAUUACAAGAACUAGGGCCCGUUUAGGGAAAGCUAGAAGUAGGCUUCUCACUCUAAUGCCAUGUUGAACGACUUAGUCAUGGCUUCUUGACCUGGACGGAGCACAGGUUGCAAGGGGACAAAAAUCAUUUCUUCCAAAAUGGCAUUCCAUUAUCGACUGCGGAACUAAGUGUCCGUGUCUGUCGGACAUGAGGACAUUCUUGGGGAAUCUCAGGAUCCAACCUUUCUCUUUAUGUUAAGUAUGCCCCUCUCCUUUUGCAGUUAGCAUUGUGGAAAGUAAAACAAAAAAAAAUUAUAGAAAUCUUGCAUUUGACAUAUGAAAAAGUAAUUAAAAGCUUACAUUGAAAUAUAUUAAGCAGUUGGACUUAAAAUACAGGUACUAUUUAAAUUCUUCUGGUUUACUUCAAGUCUGCAGUUUUUAUCUGUAAUAUUAUAUCACCUGAUGGACCACCAGAUAUUUUUCACAGGAGGGAAGUCAUUCUCUCGUGUGUCUAUCCCUAACAUGUAUUUUUUCCUAGCUAAUUUCAGUCACUUCAGAAACUUUACCGGGGGGUAAUUCCGAUUCUUACGCAUAUGAGCAUGAAGUGAAAAAAUAGCUCUAAUUGUUCUUAUGUAAAAAUAAAAUCUCCACUAGAAGUUAAUGAAUACAUUUAUAAUGAAUCUAUUUGCCCUUUAUUUCCUAGUCUUCUGUUUUAAACUGCUGCUAUUAUCCCAGCCUUUAAAACAUACUCAUGUUAUUAGCUUUACAGAAGUUGAGGUUUCAUUAAAGUUCCUGGCGUCCUGAAGGGUGUUCGGUGCCUUGUGCUUGUUACCUGGCUGAGAAUAUGCCAGAGACACCACCCUCCUUUCCAUCUAAUAGAGAAUCGCAUUCACAAAUGCGUCUUUAGGACAUCAAUCUCCCUUGUUCUGCUUGUCUUUUUUUGUAAAUGUCAUUGGUUUAGAGUUUACUUUAUUAAACAGUUUCCUUCUCUAGUUUAAACAGUAGGUGGAAAAAAAUAGACCCUGGUCUAUACUUAUUUUCUCCAGUCCACAUUGAAAUGUGUUUAAGAAUAUGCUUUUCAAAACGAAACAAGAGAUGAUUUGUAUUUUGUGUCUAAGAUUAAACGUUGUUUAAAGCUC